Dendroctonus ponderosae (mountain pine beetle) is the source of this 2058-nucleotide messenger RNA. It is a transcript of the gene Kr-h2, whose product is annotated as Krueppel homolog 2. Gene Ontology annotation, cellular component: membrane; endoplasmic reticulum. The coding region runs from base 205 to 984 and encodes 259 amino acids. NCBI's taxonomy places the organism in Eukaryota, Metazoa, Arthropoda, Insecta, Coleoptera, Curculionidae. The transcript has 6 exons. Gene Ontology annotation, biological process: endoplasmic reticulum tubular network organization; membrane organization. The record is from RefSeq and is a predicted model, not a curated record.
UGGCGAUACUGCUACCAGAUGUUUGCACUGUCGAAAAUGACAAGUCAAUUUUUUUUUGUGUAUGUCAGCAUUUUAGGAGCCAAAUAGUACUGUCCUAUUUCUAGUUGAACUGUUCACUGUAAAAUCCGGGCGCUUUAACUAACAUUGUUUUUCAUACCAGUUUCUGAUCGAGGUCCUUUUUCUGUUAAUCAAUUAUUUUUUAUAAUGAACCCCGAAAAUGAUACAGAACCCCAACCCCAAAGGGGGAUCAACUUCGAUGCCCUUAAAGCCCAUGUUAUAGCGCACAAAAUCGACUGUGGGCUUUGGGCUAUGCGAAUCCUGGUAAUAGCUUUCUCCAUUGGAUAUUUCAUACCUAUUUUCGGACAAUCACAAAGUGCGUACUACAAAGUCCUCAUCGCCAAUGCAGCAAUCAGCGCCUUGCGGCUGCAUCAGCGCUUGGGAAGAGUCGAGUUUUCAAGGACUUUUCUCUAUGCCCUCAUUUUAGAGGAUAGUGGCCAUUACUUGUUCUACUCGCUGAUAUUCAUCUAUGUAGCUCCAGUGACUUUGGCUCUGGCACCAGUAGUGCUAUUCGCCAUCCUACACGCUUCAAGUUAUUCAUUGACACUGUUAGAUACCUUAGGCCAAAAUUCAUGGUGGGGCUGUCGAUUGCUUAUAUCGCUGGUCGAAUUCCAAUCGCUUAACAUUUUAAGAUUGGUUUCAUUGAGUGAAAUCAUGCUGAUGCCCUACACAGUGAUUUUGUCCUUCUCUGGCAAGGCCGGCCUCCUGACCCCGUUCAUCUACUACAAGUUUUUGUACCAACGCUACACAUCCAGAAGGAAUCCGUACACAAGAAACAUGUUCCACGAGUUGAGACUGAAGUGCGAAAACCUCGCCAGCCGACCGAAUGUGCCUCGGUUUAUCAAAUCAUUGGUUACAGACACUAUCGCUUUCAUAUCGAAACUUUCGCCCCCUGUACAGGCACAGACGCCUCCCGCUCAGCAAUAGGAGCAAGUUUAAUUUUAUGUGCGAAUUGCGGUUGUUUAAAUCCGUCUUGAUUUAGGUUAUUUUUAAUCAUUUUAUUGGAGAGGCACUAAUCUUUUUGUAGUUCCCAUGCGAUUGCUCAGACUUUUAUUCAAAUCCGCUGGCGCACAUACCAAGCAAAACCUAAAUGAAUUGAGAGAAUACGAUAUUGUUACAUUUUUGUACCACUUUGUAUCGUAGCAUUAAAACAAAUUUUUCUGGUUUGGUUUGGCAGCUGUUUGUGGCUAAGCAGAUAGUUUCUAGAUCACUUAAAAAAAUUAUUAUGACUUCGCAGCGACCCUGAUAUACAUCUUAAUUGCGCUGUAGCAUUUACGCCAUUGGACGCGCCAAAUGGCUGUGAUAUUCUGCAGGGUGAUUUUGCGCUAGAUAUGCCCUCUUUUCACUUCACGAUUUCGAAGUGGGCCGUUGGUAGUUUAUAAAUAAAACGUAAUUUUUCUGUUUUGAUUAGAGACUUCUUGGUCACUUCUGUUUUUAUGCCUGAGUGUGCAGAAAAAAUGCCCGAUCUGGUUUUCUGCAAUUUGGCAAAGGAAAUGUUUUUUUAAUUAUCUGCGUAAAAUAUGGACUUUUUAUGAAUUAUCUGGUCUGUAUGCAUUUUUAGUCAUAAAAUCAGCUAAACAAUGACUUUUUGUAGUAACACUGUAUUUCUAAAUGUGUAUUCUCGGUAUUCAUUGACUAGAAAAUGCCAUGCGAACAAUCAAUUGUGCACAUUUUAAUAAUUUUUUGCAGCCAUACUGCAUAAUGCAAUGUGUGUAGGUGAUUAGUUAGGCCCUUAAAACACAAAUUCAAAAUUUUGGCGUAUUUACAGGUUUUACCUUUUUACAAAACCGAAUCAUUUUUUCCACAUUCAGUAAUAAAUCUACUCACUUAUACACACACAUAACAACUUUUAAAUUCUUUGCAUAUGUUCAUGUUAACUCGAUAUAGCAUUCCGUAGUAAUUCCUAUAAUGUUAAGAAAAAAGGAUGAGGACUCAGUUUGAUGGUAUUAUUAACACACAUUUAUUGGUGAUUUAUUUUUUAAUAAAAUUAUUGUUUAUUUA